AGCAUGACGAGCACGUGUAAAACAAUUACAUUGUAUUCCAAUUAUGCAUAAGUUAAUUCACUUUUGUUAUAUUUUCCACAUAUACGAGUAUUGACCAGUGUCCAGAAGGAAACAUAUUAUACAAGACAAGCGAACUUGAAACAAUUCAGCAUGAGGGGCAUGGUUUUAUUAGCGUUUUGUGCCAUAACCUUGUUUCCAGACCAAUGUCAACUAAGUGUCAGUCGAAAACCUAAGAACAUAAGCGUAACAUUGGAUACUUCAUCGCCGCCGACGCCAUCGUAUUACAAUCCUAAUCCUGGCUACGAUGCAUACUGGACUGAUGGGCACUGGAUUUUUGGGACAACCACCACGAAACCCCGCGUAACCACAUCCACCAUGACCCGAAUGCUCGUGUGCAAGAAACCUUGUCCUAUUGAGUACCGAAGCGUGCCUAAAGUAUGCGGUCAUCAAGUGAACUUAAUACGGAAAGGCUUAAACGAUAACGAUUUACCAGUCAAAGAGAUUACAGCUUACACGUUAGACCCAAUGGCCUCAAAUUAUCGGACUUUCUCGUCCUAUUGCGAGUUUUUGGCUUUCCAAUGUAAAGACAAAAUAUGGAACAAUAUGGGAUGGGUCUUCAUACAUUUUGGCGACUGUGUGGCAGACGAGGAUGUUGGUGGGUUCAUAGAUAAUGAUAAAGCUAUAGUCGACCGGAAGAAUCGUUUAUUGAAAGCAUACAAAGUUUCCAGCCAAACUAUCGCAAGUGAGUACUUUAAAAAUAAGAGGGAGCGUUUGCCGCCCAGCGCGUGCGCCUCACCGGGCAUGCGAACAGGCGCCGGCGCCGUCGCGAAACCACCGCCCCACCGUCCCCCGCCGCGGGGCAACGGCGAGGGGGCGGAACAGAAAGACCUAUUCUUGAUAGUGUAG
Molecule: messenger RNA, 906 nt
Organism: Cydia splendana
Lineage: Eukaryota; Metazoa; Arthropoda; Insecta; Lepidoptera; Tortricidae
Exons: 8
Coding region: 151-906 (251 amino acids)
Source: RefSeq, a predicted model, not a curated record